CUCAAAACUAGGCCAACCAGUGGCAGCCACAUAGAGGUUGAAGAGGGCAGCAACUUCUUCUGUGAGAGUGCUUUUCUGAGGCCUUUGUCUGCUGCUUUCAAAUGGCUUUGGUUUGUGCAGUGAAGCUCCUUCUCUUUUUAUGGCUCUUCAACUUUCUCCCUUCCUCUCAAGGUUCUUUUGCUUCCGCUCACUUCUUCUACCUUCUCUCUCUCUCUCUCUCUCUCUCUAAAUGGUCAUUCAAAAAGAUUGGGUGUGUGUGCAUGCUUAAUUUUUGGUCUAAAUGCAACCCAAAACCAGCCUUACCUGAAAAUUGGGAAAACAGGCUUCCUUUGUUUGAUGUUGAAGCUAUAUAUUGUGGCAUGUGCAGGUUUAUAGAGAGAGUGGGAUGGGAUGCCAAGCUAGUAAAUGAGUCCUACCCAUGGAUUGAGAAGCAAAUUGUUCACCAGCCUAAGCUUGAGCCAUGGCAGGUGGCUCUAAGGGACAGUCUUUUGGAUGUUGGAAUUUCACCUUUUAAUGGCUUCACUUAUGAUCACCUCUAUGGAACCAAGGUUGGUGGAACCAUUUUCGACAGAUUCGGUCGUCGUCACACUGCUGCUGAACUGCUGUCAUCUGGGAACCCUCGGAAGCUUACUGUCUUGGUCUAUGCCACUGUUCAAAGAAUUGUUUUUGACACAUCAGUGACGAGACCAAAGGCAGUGGGAGUGAUCUUUAAAGAUGAAAAUGGGAACCAACAUGAAGCAGUUCUUGCUGAUAAGCCACAGAGUGAAGUAAUAUUGUCCAGUGGAGCAAUUGGAAGCCCUCAAAUGCUGUUGCUAAGUGGAAUUGGACCCAAAGCUGACCUUGAAAAGUUGAAGAUUCCAGUGGUGCUUGAUAAUAAGUUUGUUGGGAAAGGCAUGGCUGAUAAUCCAAUGAAUGCAAUCUUUGUCCCUAGUAACAAAGCAGAAAAGCAGACACUAAUUCAAACUGUAGGGAUAACCAAGAUGGGUGUGUACAUUGAAGCUAGCAGUGGAUUUAGUCAGUCCAAGGAUAGUAUUCAAUGCCACCAUGGAAUCAUGUCAGCUGAGAUUGGGCAGCUAUCUACUAUUCCACCAAAGCAAAGAACCCCAGAAGCAGUUCAAGCAUACAUUAGGCGCAAGAGAAACUUGCCCCAUGAGGCAUUCAAAGGAGGCUUCAUUCUAGAAAAAAUUGCCAACCCAAUUUCUAAAGGUGACCUUAGCUUGGUCAACACUAAUGUUGAUGAUAACCCCUCUGUCACCUUCAAUUACUUCAGCCACCCGUACGAUCUUCAACGCUGUGUUGAUGGAAUCCGUGUAGCCACGAAGGUUGUGCAAUCGGAGCAUUUCACAAACUACACAAGAUGUAACAAGCAAACUGUGGAGAAGGUGCUUAACAUGAGUGUCGAGGCUAAUGUUAAUCUCAUCCCUAAGCAUACCAAUGACACAAAGUCCUUGGAGCAGUUCUGCAAAGACACUGUGAUCACUAUUUGGCACUACCAUGGAGGUGCUCAUGUGGGCACUGUGGUUAGCCGUAAGCACAAAGUUCUUGGUGUAGACAGGGUCCGGAUUGUCGAUAGCUCGACAUUUUCUGAAUCCCCAGGGACUAAUCCUCAAGCCACUGUCAUGAUGAUGGGCAGGUACUUUGGAGCGAAGAUCUUGAGACACAGAUUGGGAAGAGCAGCUGGUAUAUAAUUUAAGGAAAUAAGACCUUGUAGUCAGCAGGAUGAGAGUUACUGAGGGUUGGUUGAAACAGUGUGUGAUGUAGUUUUGGUUGUUUGAUUCUUAGCAAGCUCUAAUGUGUAAAAAAUUGGCUUGCCGUGUGAAAAUACAUUUUAAUCUAUUAUUCAAUAUUAUCUCGUAGUCUAUAAUCUUAA
Prunus avium (sweet cherry) is the source of this 1870-nucleotide messenger RNA. The record is from RefSeq and is a predicted model, not a curated record. NCBI's taxonomy places the organism in Eukaryota, Viridiplantae, Streptophyta, Magnoliopsida, Rosales, Rosaceae.